Molecule: messenger RNA, 8153 nt
Organism: Spinacia oleracea (spinach)
Lineage: Eukaryota; Viridiplantae; Streptophyta; Magnoliopsida; Caryophyllales; Amaranthaceae
Exons: 14
Coding region: 128-7960 (2610 amino acids)
Biological process (GO): maturation of 5.8S rRNA from tricistronic rRNA transcript (SSU-rRNA, 5.8S rRNA, LSU-rRNA); maturation of LSU-rRNA from tricistronic rRNA transcript (SSU-rRNA, 5.8S rRNA, LSU-rRNA)
Cellular component (GO): nucleolus
Source: RefSeq, a predicted model, not a curated record
AGUGAGUUCCAAACUUCCAACAAAAGAAAUAUUGGCUCCCGCUUUUAUGUUUCCCUAAACUGCAGAACCCCAAAACCUCUCAAAAACCCUUACUUCGCCUCCCUUUGAGCUUUUCCUGCGUUCUUCAAUGGAGGACACAAAUUCCGACGAUGAACAACAACCCAUGGAAACCCUACCAACACUCACAGAAGACAACGAAUACGAAGACGCUGAUCACGCAAUGGAAGACGAAGUAAAAACCCUUUCUUUCGAAUCGAAGCCGUCACACGAGGCGAAAAUCCGAGAAUUACUCCGGAAUAUCAGUUCAAUUGAACUCAAGCUUUGCUCUGAUGGGUCAAAGGAGUUUAUGAAGCUAUUGAGGGGGAGUUCAGGUGGGGAGCUGUUGCACGAGUAUGUCCGUGCAUCGUCGAAGUUCACGGAGCUUCUAGAAGUUUGGAAUCGGCGGCGAGGUAAGGCUGGUAUGUAUUAUGUAAUGUCAGUAAUUACUGUGAUGUUGGGGCAUCCUGAGGGGAAGUUUAGGUCUGAUGUUCCUGGUAGGGUAGUAAUUAGUCGAGAAUUGGAUAAGUUUGCGAAAUUGAUUAUUGAGGAGAAGUUAAAUGAUGUUUAUAAGGAGCUUAAUAGUAAGGAAGGGAAGCGCCAGAAGGCGGCAUUGUUGUUAAUGGCGUCAAUAGUUAGGCGUGGUUCGUUGUUGGCGGCUGAGGUGGUUAAGAUUUUCAAUUUUAAGUUACCGAUAUUACCAAAGCUAUCUGAGUAUAGGAGGAAGAAAUUGGAGAAGAAGAGGAAGCAUUCGACUAGGGAUUCUUUUAUUGAGUUCGCGAUGUCUUUUCUGGAGGCGGGCAAGCCGGGAUUAUUGAGGUGGAUUUUGCAGCAGAGGGAAAUAUUUUCUGGGAUUCUUCGAGGGAUUGGGAAUGACGACGAGGAGACUGUGGUCUAUGUUUUAUCGACAUUGCGAGAUCGGGUUCUUACUCAUGAGUCAUUGGUUCCCCCGGGUCUUCGGAGUGUUCUUUUUGGGAGUGUUACAUUGGAACAAUUAGUUGGGAUUUCAGCGUGGAAAGAUGGCGCGCUUGCUGCAAAGCUUGCAUAUGAGGUUCUUCUCAUGGUCUGCAUUGAUCCUGCCAAUGGAUUGAUGACUGACUUAAAAAGACAACAAGGUGCACUAAAGGGAAAUCCAAAGCGGCUUGUGGACUUGAUGAAGAAGCUUAAAGCAACUGAAGUUGGGUACCACAGAAGCCUGCUUUUGGAAAUUGUCAAUGGCAGGCCAUCACUUGCUUCGGCUUAUUUGGAUCAGUUCCCAUACAACCUUGACGAUCAUACUUCAUCGACAUGGCUCUCUGCUGUCACAUUGGCAGCAAAUGUGGUUUCAUCAGUGAGAGGUGGGAUUUCAUGGGAUUUUCUUGAUGCCCAAGCCAAAAAUUUAUUGUCUUUUGAAACUUCAGAUGUGCAAAGUGUUUUGAAAUGUGUCUGUCUUCGCCCAUUCAAUCGUUUGGUAAUCAACAAAGGCUUACUUCAUUCUGAUUUUCUGAUCAAACAUGGUACCUUAAGGCUCCUUUUGGAGGUAUUAAAAUUGUUAAGCUCCUUCACCGAUGCUUUAAGUUUGAAAGGAUUCUCUUCACUGAAGCAAAAGAUUCAAGAUGAAGUUCUGAUCCUGCUCCCUGAUCCCCAAGUAUUGUUUACAUUACUGAGUCCGAUUAGUAGUAUUUAUCAGAUAUCUGGGUCUUCUUUGAAAAGAGCAUCUGAUUCAGAAAGCAUAGGCAGUCAUAAAGCUCCUGCUAAGAAGAAAUCAAAGAUUAAUAUCAUAAAUGAAGACAUAGAUAUUCUUGUGGGAGGGUUAAGUUCUUGUGCUGAAAGCAUUGUACCCGCAGAGGGUGAAAAACAACAGGAGAAGGUAACUGUGUCCCCGUUUGAUGAUGAAAAUAGUCUUGAGAAAAUCAUGGAAAUUUGGGGUUCUUAUGAAAGUUCUUUCUCUUUGGAUUUUGUAAAAGAUGCUGAAGUGUACUUCUAUUGCAAAGUGCUUGAAGCUCUCAAAAUAUAUCAUGGGACCUUUCGUGCUAUUUUGGAAGCAUCAUACGAUUUUCUCAAAAUUCUUCCGAGUAACCCGCUAAAGUUGCCAGGAAUUUUGCUGCAAUCUUUGUUGUCCAUGUUGAUAGAACACCUUGGCUGCUCACAAGAGACAGGUUUUUCAGCUAAAAUGCUGCCUCCUAUCUACAAGCAUCUGCAGUGUUUUCUCAGUUUGUCAUUACAUUCACCAAUCGAACAUGUAAGAGAGCAAUCAUAUGUUUUGGCAAAAGCAUCAAUGAUGAGCACUGGUGCUUUUGAUCACAGCCCAUGUGAAAUUGGGUCAUGGUUUUUGUUUUUACACAGGGAUGUUGGACAAUAUGAUAGUGGCAAAUGCAAAGAGGGGAAAUUGUUCCAGUCUUUGUCAGUUGUUUCUUUUCUUUGCGAUGCUAUAUCAACCGUCGGUAAUAACUUGGUUAAAUAUUGGGAUAUUAUGAAGUGUCAGCUUUCUGAAGUGGAAACCACAAAAGGUGUUAUGAAGUGCCAGCAUUCCAACAUAGAAAGUACAAAAGAAACGGACAUUGAUUUUAGCCCACUUGUAGCCUGUGUUCUGGAAAAGUGCCUGAGGCUGCUCAGUUCUGGAUCUGAAACAUUCACGUUGCCAGAGAAAUCUGUGAUAUCCUUGUAUGUCUGUAACACGUUAAAGUAUCUAUUGGAAACUCAGAUUGAUGCCGGAGUGUUAGCUGCAGUUGUUCAUCAGUUGUUAUCAGAUAGAAUUGAGAGCCAUAUCUCUGCAGUAGCAGAUGUUGAAGAUUCCUGCUGUGAGUGGAGACCAAUGAUCUCAUUGUUUCUAUUUUCACGGAGCAUAUUAUAUCAUGAAACUUGCAAUGACGGUUCUACUGCUAGAGUUUCUCGGAAGAAGAACUCAUUGACAAAUACACUUGCUGAGGUGAAAAAGCUCUUGAAUGCAGGAAGCAUCGAUGCAUUUGGAAUAUCUAAAGCAUUAUGCUCCACAAUAGCGUGCACUAACCCUGAUGAUAUAUUAGAUAAUUUACCAUCAGUUAUGGCUAUUUCUGGAAAACUUGCUGGGUUUAACCGUUCUGUGAUGGACUAUUUCUGCCUUGAUCAGAACCUUAUGAAACGUGUAUCUAAGCUGUGGCCUGAUAUGUUCUAUUCAGGUCUUAGAAUGAGUGUCAUGACAUCUAGUCAACUGACUCAAGAUAAUGACAAACAGACUUCAAUUAAAGCUCUGGGGAAUGAUUUCGAGGAGAUAGAGUAUGCCUCUGUUGUUUUUGGUUCUUGGCUGAAAGAGGCACCGUUCUAUGUAUUAUUCCCUGCAAUUAUCUUCUGUGGCCUGGAACAUCAUUCAGAAAUCAAGGAGUUGCUUGUAGCUAAGGUGUCGAGCUUAGAAAUUGAGCAAAUUGUUUCUUCACUGAGGCUGAUCCUCUUUUGGUUUCAUCAGAUACAGAUGUCCUAUAGAGAGAAACGAUCUGAACAGAAGGAAUUGCAGGCUGAACUAUGCUACGUGCUUGUGAAACAAAUUUUAGCCCUAUUGUCUACUCUGAAAUUCGAUUCUGGUUCUUUAGAAAAAAAUGCAGCGUUUCCUCUCUCACUAUGUCUUCAAGAAGUAGCCACAACGGUCUUUCGUCACCCUGCAGUGACUGCAGCAUUAUCGUUUCCAUUUGACCGUGAUUAUAAACUAACCAAAGAGUUCUUAAGGGGUAGCGCAGAAGGUGUUCUAUGUCUUAGUGGAGAAGGAAUUUGUAAGAUAGAACUUCAUGUUUUGAAGUUAUUGACUACAGCUUCUGAUCACUUGUUAGCUCUGUGUAGCAAGGAACUUGCGUCAUUCUAUAUUGAGUGCAAGGAAAACAUUAUCAAGGUGUUUAGGAAAUUUGUGCAGUGGAUAUUUUUUAACUUUAAGCGGAAGUUCAAACUGUGGUAUAUAUCUGGUGAUACAACCCUCUUUCCAAUCUUAUGUGCUCUUAUUUCUUUGAUGCGUUUUAGCUCACCCAUCGAGUUGCUUGAAUUGGCAAAUUGGAUGUUUUCUUUUGUGGAAAUUUCUGAGUCCAUGAUUUCUGGAACCUAUGAUGUCUCUCCCUCAUGUUUGGCGUUUUCUAUUGCCUGUGGAGCUUUUAGCAUGCUGUCUCAAUGUAUGCAGUCUCCAAAUAUCGGGGUUGAGCUGAAUGACUUGUUUUGGGCAACUGAAUUUAGAUGCCUUGAUGCUACAUUAUUCAAAAGCAUAUAUUAUAAGGCUUUUGACUUUGCUACUUGUCUCAAAACUGACUUUGCAGACAUAUGUUUGGUUAAAGCUCUCAAUGCAGCUCGCAGCCUGAUUUAUAGGCAAGAUUUUCUUCCAUUCAGCAUGGAAAUAACUAGAGUGAUAGCUAGCACUCCCGUCAGAAUAGUUUCACACUGUCUUCACAGAACUGACAAUACCAAGGCAAAAAUUUUGUUUCUAAUAAUUGAGAUGAGUGCCUUACACUCACAAGUUUUUGGUCAGCUGUUCUCAAAUAUUAUGAGUGAAGACACUAUCCCUAUUGUCAACGCAGCAGAAGAGAUCUGUAAUAAGUCGCUUUCAGACGAGGAGUGUUUGAUGCUUCUGCCUGCUGCAUCCUUAUACAUAAGCUUUUCCUGGACAAAACUCACAGAGUACUCUGUUUUGGAUGUCGAAUUCAUGUUAAAUUCUUAUUCAAGGCUUCUCUUAGAUGGUUUUUCUAACUGGAAAGACUUUGUGUCUAAAACUGUAUUUCAGGUGGAAUAUGGUAAUGUGUUGCCUUGUUCUGUUGAGAAUCUUCAUGAUCUUUUUAACAGCAGUCUCCUUCAGAAAGCGGUUCACAUGUUACACUGGUACUUCUCCUCAAGCGGGGAUGAUAAAAAUAAGCGAUUGAAAUUAUUGUGCUCACUUUGCCCUAUUUCUUGCACGUUGGAUGAUUUCAUGGACUCUAAUAUAAAAGAUAUUGAUUCUUUCUCAGUUGAACAGCUGACAAACUUAAUCAACAGAGUUGUAGCUAAAAUUUCUCUUUGUUUGGUACUUGUAUUCUCAGAGGGUAAUUCAGAGGGUCAGAAGUGUUUAACAAGUGAAGCUCAUGAUAUAGAGGAGGAAUCUUUUGGGGGCUCUAAUAGUGAAGACUCAUUUAGAGUAAGAUUCUUAGAUAUGUUGGUAUGCGUUUGGCAACAUGUUGUGAAAAAAGUUCCAUCUCCCUCUGAUAAUUCUGGCCUAAAGACUCCCAUCUGUUUGUUGUUGAGAUCUCUUGAAAUGUUUACACUCAGAUGCAUUUUUAGAUUGGUAGUAAACAUGCAUAGUAUCUUGUUACAGAUGGAUUCACUUCCCUUUAUCGAAAAGAUGGUAAAGGUUUCUCUUCUUCAUAGGUUUGGGGACCCUGCUACACUUGAAAAUCUUCGGCAUAUUUUAUCUUCUCUAUCUGAUGGGAAUUUGCCUACUAUUUCAAUUCUCCAGCUGCUUCUUGGGCAUUCUCAGUUGGCUUCAACUGUUGCUACUGUUACUGACUCAACUACUUUUACCUCAUCUGGGAUGGUUGUAAAGCCCCUAUCUAGCUUUUUGAGGACACUAGUUGUUCCAACAGGACGGAGCAAUUUGGAAAAAUCAGACAGAUACAAGUCUCAGUUGGAGGUCAUCAAGUUACUUAGACUACUCUUUCACUUAAGAGCUACUCGGUGUAGGUCAGUUUCUGAAGACGACUUGGGUGUAAAUUUAAGGGAAUUAUCUUUGCUACUUUUGACUACUUAUGGCGCUACAGUUAGUGAAAUUGAUUUGGAGAUACAUAGCCUUCUUUCAGAAAUUUAUGCUGAUGAGGGGAUGGGUGACAAAAUAUUCUCCGAUCAGGAUUACCUAUGGGGAAGUGCUCUGAGAGUUGGAAAAGAACUCACAAUGAAUAGUAUUCUCUUAAAGAAUGGUAUGGAAGAUAUGGAAGAAGACUGCAAACGAAGUCAGUUCAGGGAUAAUCUACCCAUUAACCCGAAGUUAGUGAUUCAGACUGUCCUACGUUUUCCUUAUGGAAGGACAUCUGAAAAGUCACCGUUCAAAGACAAUGUUCAUCAAGAUAGAGUCGGAGAUACUGAGGAGGGGCACUCUACAGAAAUCGGAAGGAUGGAGCGAUAUGAUCCAGUCUUUGUUUUAUCCUUCUCCAUUCAUAGCUUGACAAUGGGCUUCUUGGACCCUGUAGAGCUUGCUGGCUUAGGAUUACUUGCUAUUGCGUUGGUCAGCAUGGGAUCACCUGAAGAUGGGAUACGUAAGUUAGCUUAUGAGGUUGUUUGGAGAUUCAAGGAUGCUUUGAUGAGAUGUGAGAAAAAAAGGGAAGUGACGCGGCUUAAGCUUUUGCUGACAUAUUUACAGAACGGAAUAAAAGAUCCAUGGCAAAAAAUUCCCACCAUUCUUGCUGUUUUUGUUGCAGAAGCUUCUGUUAUCUUAUUGGAUCCUUGUCAUGAGCACUAUCCAGUCAUAAGCAAGUUCUUGUUGCACUCAUCUCGGAUAAAUUUGAAGUCCAUACCUUUGUUUCAUGAAUUUAUCUGGAGUAGCUCUGUGAACUACAGAACAGACAGGCUGUGGAUGCUUCAUCUGAUUUACGCAGGGAUAAAUUCCGAAGACGAUGCUCUAAUAUGUAUUCGGAACUCGGUGCUUGAAAUUAUACUGAGUGUUUAUGCUUCACCUCUUUCGGAUGUUGAGUCUAAGGAAUUAAUUCUUCGGGUAUUGAAGAAGUGUGUUAGAGUGCAGAAGACAGCCUGUUAUCUGGUUGAGAACUGUUGUCUGAUUUCUUGGUUAUGUUCAGCUUUUGCCUUAUCUAUGAUUCAUACUGACGGUGGAGAUAUAUUUUUCUCUAAGCAGUUGCUAGUUUUACUUGAGGUAGUUCAUGAGACCGUAUCAUCCAGAGGCACUAUGGAAUGGUUGCAGAAACAUGCAAUUGAGCAACUUUCUGAUCUUUCGUGUCAUCUUUUAAAUCUGUUAGUUAAAUGCUCAAAGUUGGCACUGGAGACUAAGUCAUUGGUUAUUUUAAUUCUAGAAAUAAUCGUAACAGCCUUGAAGAUGUCACAAGAACGGAGUGUGUACCAACCACCACUUACGCCAUCCAUGCGGAGUUUAUAUCAACUAUAUCAGGCUGUUGAUGUGCAUAAUAAUGACAAAUUUGGUGAUUGUGCAGAGUAUGGACUGAAAGCCAUACUUAUGAGUGCACCUCCAACAACAAUUUCUGACCUGGACUUGAAAGAGUUCUCAGAGUUUCUAACAUGGGCAGUUUCUACUGCUCUACGUACCGAUUCUCGGAAGGUGUUGCGGCAGACACAAUUUUUUCCGCACAAAGUGUGUGCUCAAGGUGAGGAACACAUAAGAGAAGAGUCUCUAACUUCAACACUUGUACGUUGGCUUGUGGCCUCUGUAAUUCUAUGGAGGGUUUCAUUCAGCAACAGUGUCUUCAGCCCUAGUUUUAUCUCGAGAGGAGACAAUGGUGGAACUUUGCAAUCACUUGUAGAACACCUAGAAAGCGAAGGUGGAGAAAGCAAACUUGUGUCCGGUUCUAAAGAAGUCUUGGCUGCAGCAAUUUUUCAUCUUCAACAGCUUCUUGGCAUGAAAUGUCUGGUGCUGCCUUCAGUUGUUGCAGCACUCUCAGUUUUGCUCCUUGCUGAUGGAUCAUAUGAUGCUGAAGGUGAUUUGUCAGGCCAAGCCAUUUGCACAAACCCUCAAAAUUCGAUGACAUCUCUCUGGUCUAAGAUAUCCUGUCCUCCUGAAGCUAAUCCUUCCUGGAGAUGGUCAUAUUUCCAGCCAUGGUCUGAUCAUGCAACAGAACACACCGAUUUGGAGAAGUUGGAUGAAAGACACGCAUGUCAAAAACUCCUGGUCAUAAUCUCAAGGGUGCUGGGAAACAAAUCAUCAGAACAUGAGUUGCUAUCCCCUCAAGAAUUAGAAGCUUCUGGAUUAUUUGAAUGGCAGAGAAUGAACCUUAAAAAAGGAUAACAUGUUUACUAGAGGUCCAUAUUCUGGUUGUAUAUAUUUUUUGUAGCUUGUAGUUGUAGACUUGUAGCUUUAGCAGAAUCAUGCUUGUAUUUUUUCGACAAUAAUUGAAAGAAGUUGAAUGAAUCUGUAGAAAUUAGUAUCAAAAUACAUUGUUUUUCCAUACGUAACAAUGUGCAAACAGUCAUUUGAACAA